Messenger RNA from Chenopodium quinoa (quinoa), 411 nucleotides. RefSeq lists its product as uncharacterized. The transcript is spliced from 2 exons. NCBI's taxonomy places the organism in Eukaryota, Viridiplantae, Streptophyta, Magnoliopsida, Caryophyllales, Amaranthaceae. The record is from RefSeq and is a predicted model, not a curated record. The coding region runs from base 1 to 411 and encodes 136 amino acids.
AUGAGGCAAAGGAUAUGGCUUGAGGUGCUAACCGAUUAUACCCCAGAGAUUCUAUAUCGCGAAGGAAAACGAACAAGGAAGUUGAACUUGGAAGUGAUGGAGUAUGGGCAAGCGAACGCUCAGUUGAAUACAAUGUCAGUCAAACCUACCAUAUAUGAUGAGAUUCGUGAGAAGCAAAUGUCGGAUGAGUGGUUGACCAAGGUAAGGAAGAUGAAAGAAGAAGGAGCAACAACUGAGUUUGACAUUAAUAAUAGUGGGACACUGAAAUACAAAGGGAUAUGGUGUAUUCAUAAGGAUAAAGAUCUCAAAAGGAAGAUUUUAGAAGAAGCUCACAACACUCCGUACUCUGUACACCCGGGAGGAUAUAAGAUCUAUAAUGAUCUUAAGCAACAUUUUGGUGGCCGAACAUGA